AUGCCAAGAGGAAAGAAAGCCGACACCAAGAGAAAACGUGAUGAAGAAAAUGAUUCUGAUUACGAAUCAGACGCUAGUUUAGAUGAAUCGAGUGAUGAUGAACCAGUAGCUAAACAAUCAAAAGGAUCACUAGGAUCAUGGUACUCGGAUGAUGAUAAUGAAGUUUAUUAUUUUGUUCAUAAGAACUUUGCUUCAACAAAAUUUGAUAAUGCUCAACUUUUAGGAGUUGCUGGUUAUGACUUUGAUUCUACAUUGGUUGUAACAAAGAGUGGUAAAGCCUUUGCAACAGGUCCAUCCGAUUGGAAAUUAUUCCAUAAGAGUGUUUCAACAAAAUUGAAAGAAGAACAUGAAAAGAAUAAGAAACUUUUAGUUAUUUUCACUAAUCAAAAUGGUGUAAAGAAGGGUAAAUUGACAAAGAAAGAUUUGGAAAAAAGAAUUGAAGGUUUUAUUAAUGAAGCUAUUGGUAGUGAAAUUCCAAUACUUGUUGUUGCUGCAUUAUCAGAUAAUCAUAUGAGAAAACCAUGCACUGGUAUGUGGAAUUAUUUGGCAGAUACUAUUAUUCCAAAACAUCAAAAGAAUAUUUCAUUGGAUAAAUCAACAAGUCUAUAUGUUGGAGAUGCUGCUGGUAGACCUGAAAGAAAGGAUUCUAAUAAUAAGAAAAUUAAGAAAGAUCAUAGUUGUGGUGAUAGAAAGUUUGCACUCAAUCUUGGAAUUAAAUUUUUCACACCAGAACCUUAUUUCUUGGGAGAAAAAGAAUAUCCAACUUGGAGUCUUGAUGGUUAUGAUAUUAAGAAAUUUAAAUCAACCAAGAGUGCAUAUAAGAAGGAAGAUUUAAUUUCAUCAAAACAAGAAAUUGUAGUUUUCCAAGGUUGGCCAGCUUCAGGAAAAACAACUUUUGCUAAAAGAUUUUUCAUUCCUGCAGGUUAUGUUCAUGUAAAUAGAGAUACUCUCAAUACUAUUCCAAAAUGUGUUAAGGCAUGUAAAGAAGCAAUUCAAAAGGGUAAAUCAGUUGUUGUAGAUAAUACUAAUCCAGAUGCCGAUUCUAGAAAGAAUUAUAUUGAUAUUGCUGAAGAAUUUGAAAUUCCAAUUAGAUGUUUCUCUUUCAAUGUUGAAAGAGAAUUGGCAGAACAUCUCAAUGUUCUUCGUGAAAAUAGAUCAAAGGGAGGUCAUCCACACGUUCCAGGAGUUGGUUACAAUACUUAUAAUAAGAAAUUGGAAGAACCAAGUGAGGAUGAAGGUUUCUCUGAAGUUAAAACUAUUGAUUUUGUUCCUGUAUUUGAAAAUGAUCAAGAGAAGGAAGAAUUCUACAUGUACACUUAA
This is a messenger RNA of Naegleria gruberi, 1320 nucleotides long. RefSeq lists its product as uncharacterized. The record is from RefSeq and is a predicted model, not a curated record. Lineage: Eukaryota; Heterolobosea; Eutetramitea; Acrasida; Naegleriidae. Gene Ontology annotation, molecular function: double-stranded DNA binding; ATP-dependent polydeoxyribonucleotide 5'-hydroxyl-kinase activity; polynucleotide 3'-phosphatase activity. Gene Ontology annotation, biological process: DNA repair. The transcript has a single exon. The coding region runs from base 1 to 1320 and encodes 439 amino acids.